Messenger RNA from Angiostrongylus costaricensis, 933 nucleotides. The record is from the annotation of a GenBank genome assembly. NCBI's taxonomy places the organism in Eukaryota, Metazoa, Nematoda, Chromadorea, Rhabditida, Metastrongylidae.
AUGGAUACGAAAGAUGUUCUGUUGCUGAAGCGGCUAACUCCAGAUCAACUCAUAGAACGAUUCUUACAGUUGAAGAACGUUUACGAUAAAGAAGCUAAGGAAUUUGAGGAGUAUAAAACGACGAGUCAAGAAAUGGAGCAAAUGAUGGAGCGGGAAAUCGAAUAUGCUCAACGUGAAGCGAAAUCAACGGCGGCGAAACUUCAUCAACUCAGACUUGAAGCCGAGAAGGCUCAGGUUACGCAGCUUCGCGCUGAACAGGACAGUAAUCGUGUGCGAAUUCGCGAAUUAGAGCAGAAAAAUGAUGACCUGGAAAGGCAUGAAAGGAAUAAUCAGCAAGAAGUAGCUGAUUUAGAGCGAAAGGUAAAUGAGAUGACUGAAAAACUCACAUUGUUGGAAAACGAACUGGCUGAGAAGCAAACUACUGCUGAGGAAAUGUACCGAUUGCGAGAAGAGAUGCGUGUACCUGAUCGACCUCUUCUGAUGGUUGGGCCACUUCGAGCAGAGCGAACAGAACAUACUCCGGAUGAGCCACCUUAUGGAUUUUAUAGCAAACACCAACGCACUACAUCAAUUGCUUCGUCCGUAGAAGCGAAUGAAAAAAGCAACGGUGUGUCGUAUGUAAAUGGACUAUGUAAGGACUCGGGCAAACAAAACUCGCAGGUUUUGCCUUCACUGUUACCAUCUUCGGGAACCGAUGGAAGGAGUUUUGCAAAUUGCGUCAACAGAAUUGUUAAGGAACUCAUGGUGAAAGUUGAUCGGCUUGAGAACAUUCUCACGGGCUCUAAUCUAUUCGGACUUGGUUGGAAUGAGUAUCCUACAAACAUCUACAACCGUUUUGAGAAAGAUGGAGGCCAACAGUCAGGUCUUCCUUACGAGACUCCCAGAUCCAGAGUCGAGCGCGAGACUUCUGGAGUUGUGGCUCAAAGUGAAUGA